Drosophila ananassae is the source of this 7002-nucleotide messenger RNA. It is a transcript of the gene peb, whose product is annotated as ras-responsive element-binding protein 1. Gene Ontology annotation, biological process: regulation of transcription by RNA polymerase II. Gene Ontology annotation, cellular component: nucleus. Gene Ontology annotation, molecular function: RNA polymerase II cis-regulatory region sequence-specific DNA binding; DNA-binding transcription activator activity, RNA polymerase II-specific. The coding region runs from base 555 to 6254 and encodes 1899 amino acids. The record is from RefSeq and is a predicted model, not a curated record. NCBI's taxonomy places the organism in Eukaryota, Metazoa, Arthropoda, Insecta, Diptera, Drosophilidae. The transcript has 3 exons.
CUUUUAUAAGUACAACUUCGUAGAUACGUAGAUACAUUCGAGCUUCAUCUGCACUGCCGAACGGUGAACCGUUACUUGACGUUGCGCUGCGGCUGCGCUCAGAACUCGUGCGCGGCAAAAAGCAAUUGCAGAAAGCAGAUACAACUUCAAAAAACUUAACAAAAAAACAUACAAAAAAUUGGAGCUAAAAAAACUCUUAAAAACAAAAACUACGAGUGCUAAAAAAAAACAAAGAAUAUUUUUUUUAAGUUAACUCCUUGGAUUACCGCAAAACUUACAAUUUUUUUGUCGCUAAAAAUACCAAAGAAGUGUGAUCGCCCAAAGUGUGCUAAGUGUGCUACCAGAAAUACGAAUAAAAAAAAAAUAUAAACAAAAAUAUAUUUUCAAAAUAUAUCCAUAUUUCAACAACAAAAAGUUACCAAAAAUAAAUAAUAUUAUAAUAUUAUUUAACGCUCAACAAAAAUUGAUGUGGGAAUGCCGUCGCAACUUGUCGAAAAAUAAAAGAUACAAAAAUUAAACAGAAAUAAAGGCAGCGGCAGAGCACACACGUCACAAUGCUGGCAGCACAGCAGCAGCAGCAGCAGCACAAUACCAGCAACAACACCAACACAAACACCACAGAGAACGAGAUGGAGCGCCAGAGGCGGGACUCCACCACCUCGGAAUCCUCGCUGGAGCACCUGGACUUGGGACGCACGCCCAAAAAGCUCAGCGCAGUCAGCAGCGGCGGCGGCGUCGGCGGCAGCGGCAGUCUGGUGCUGCAGCCGACGUCGACGCCACACGAAGUGGCGACAGCGACGUCGCGCAAACGUAAACUGCGCCAGCUCCAACAUCACCACCAGGACCUGCUCAGCGACGAGGACGAGGAGGAGGAGGAAGCAUCAGCGCCCGGGGCCCGCCCCCACGGUCGCCAAAAGCAGCGACGCAACGCCAGCAUCGUGCUGGACGGCAGCGGCAGCGACGCCAGUUCGCUGCGCAAGAAGUUCCGUUUAAAUCGCUCGGCAGCUGCGGUGGCGGCUGUCUCCAGUCUCUCGGAAUCGGGAUUCGUGGACACCACCGGCCACAGCGGCUACUUGGGCAACAACAGCAGCUCAGCGACAGCGACGUCAACGGCAGCAGCAACUGCGACGCAAUCGGCCAGCAGCAGCAACAGUAGCAGCGGCAGCAGCAGCGCCGGAUCCGGUGGAUCUUCGCCGCAAGGUGGCCUGUGCCUCUCCAGCGGCGAGUCCGGCAUCGGGGCGGGGGACGAGCACAUGAAGUACGUGUGCCCCAUCUGCGAGGUGGUCAGUGCCACGCCCCACGAGUUCACCAAUCACAUUCGGUGCCACAACUACGCCAACGGGGACACCGAGAACUUCACCUGCCGCAUCUGCUCCAAGGUGCUCUCGUCCGCCUCAUCCCUGGACCGACACGUGCUGGUGCACACCGGCGAGCGUCCCUUCAACUGCCGCUACUGCCACCUGACCUUCACCACCAACGGGAACAUGCACCGCCACAUGCGCACCCACAAGCAGCACCAGGCGAACCAGUCCCAGUCCCAGUCACAGUCCCAAUCCCAUCAGCAGCAGCAGCAGCAGCGACGCCAGCAACAGUCACAUCCUGCCCAGCAGCAGCAGCAACAGAUGCAGCAGCAGCAGCAGCACCACCUCCACCAGCAACAGAGCCUCAAUCCCGCCCAGCAGUCGCUGUCGGGUCGGGCGGAGAGCUACGAGAGCGAUGCCAGCUGCUCCACAGAUGCCUCCAGUGGGCAUAGCCGCAGUCGCAGCAGCUCCUCCCUCACCCACAACAACAACAACAACUCGCAGAAGGCCAACCACAACCACAAGGACAUGGAGCUGGACCUGGAGCUGGAGGAGGAGGUGAAGCAUCACCACCAGAACCGUCGCGGCCUCAAGACCACCAUCAACAACAAUGUCAUCGAGAGCGAGCACGAGCAGGAGGAGGAGGAGGAGGACCAGGAUCACGACGAUGUCGAUGAGGAGGCGGAUGUGGCCAUGCUGACAUCCACCCCGGAUGUGGCCACUUUGCUGGCCGGUGCCAGUGCCUCGGGAGCUGCCUCCCGCUCUGUGUCCCCCUCGUCGGCCGCCUCGCCGGCGCUCCUGCUCAGCUGCCCCGCCUGCGGAGCCGGGGACUUCGAGACCCUGCCAUCGCUGUGCGACCACCUGGACGCCCGGCAUUCGGACAUCCCGGCCAAGUGUCGUGACUGCGAGGUGAUCUUCGCCAGCCACCGCCAGUUGCAGGCCCACUGCUGUCGUGGGGGACUAGGACGUCCAGUGGGAGUGGGACUGCCGCCUCUUCUGGGCGCCAGCAGCUCCCCGCUCCACGGCGACGACGAUGCCGAGGACGAGGAUGAUGAGGAUGCGGAGAGACGUCUGCGGAUGGAGAAGCAACGUUUGGCCGACCAGCGCCGACCAGCCGACCAGGACUUCUUCCAGCAGCUCUACCUCAAGGGCAAGACCUCUGGCGAGCAUCCGCCGUCGCCCAUCAAGCACGAGCCGGCGGACAGCAAGGACCUGGCCGACAUCCAGAGCAUCCUGAACAUGACCAGCUCCAGCUGCACCAGCAGCUUCCUGCGCAACUUCGAGCAGUCGGUGAACACGCCCAGCUCCAGCCAGUACAGCCUGGACGGCCGUGACCAGGAGGAGGAGGCCCAGGAUGCCUUCACCUCGGAGUUCCGGCGGAUGAAGUUGCGGGGAGAGUUCCCCUGCAAGCUCUGCACCGCCGUAUUCCCCAAUCUGCGCGCCCUCAAGGGCCACAAUCGUGUCCAUCUGGGUUCAGUGGGUCCGGCCGGGCCGUUCCGGUGCAACAUGUGCCCCUACGCCGUCUGCGACAAGGCCGCCCUGGUGCGGCACAUGCGCACCCACAACGGAGAUCGUCCCUACGAGUGCGCCGUCUGCAACUACGCCUUCACCACCAAGGCCAACUGCGAGCGGCACCUGCGGAACCGGCACGGCAAGACCAGCCGGGAGGAGGUGAAGCGCGCCAUCAUCUACCAUCCGGCGGAGGACGCCGGCUGCGGCGAGGACGGCAAGUCCCGGCUGGGCGAGGAUCUGGACCUGAGCUUCCGCUCGAUCAGUCCGACUCCGCCGCCACCACCGCCACCGCUCCCGGAGAGCAGCUCCCAGCUGAAGCACAUGCUUCUCGGCGAGAAUCAGCCAGCGGGUGGAUCUGUCGGAGGAGCAGCUGCCCCCCAGCAGCCCCCGCUGAAGAUCCAGGUGAAGAGUCUGGACCAGCUGGUGGACAAGAAGCCCAGCCAGGAGAAGAGCUCGCCCAGCGCCGCCCUGGACUUCAGCAUGGACGUGCUGGAUCUCAGCAAGAAGCCAUCGAGCGGAUCGGCGGCCAUUACCCCGACACCCACACCGAAUCCGGCUCCGCUGGUGCCUCCGCCGGGAGUGCCUGGCACCCCGGACUUGGCCGCCGCCCUGGAGCAGCAGCAGUUGCUCCUCGCCCAGCAGCAGCUCUUCGCCGGAGUCGCCGGUGAUGCCGCCUCCCAGUAUGUCCAGCAACUUUUCCGCAGCCUCAUGCUCCAGUCCCAGGGUCCUGGCUUCUCGUACCUCUAUGGUGCCUUCAUGGCUCCGCCGCCGCCGCAGGCCAAUCCGGAGAAGCCCUCACCGCUGGUGAGUCCGCCUACCCGGGGCCUGAACCCUCUGCCAAUGGGUGGUGUGGGCGUGCCAGUGCCUCCGGGCGGGCCCGUCAAGAUGGUCAUCAAGAACGGCGUCCUGAUGCCGAAGCAGAAGCAGCGCCGCUACCGCACCGAGCGCCCCUUCGCCUGCGAGCACUGCUCCGCCCGCUUCACCCUCCGCAGCAACAUGGAGCGCCACGUGAAGCAGCAGCACCCCCAGUUCUAUGCCCAGCGCCAGAGGAGCGGCCACCAUGUGAUGCGCGGACGUGGCGCCUCCAACGCCGCUGCCGCUGCCGCCGCCGCAGCUGCUGCCGCUGGCAUGGGAGUUCCCGGCGUGUCAUCCUCUGGCGUCGGCUCCGGAGCUCAUCAUCAUCCCGGCCAUGGUCACGGACACGGUCAUGCCCCCAUCUCGGAGCAGGUGAAGUACGCCAUUCUGGCCCAGCAACUGAAGGCCCACAAGAACACAGAUCUGCUGCAGCAGGCCCUGGCCCACGGAUCAAGCAGUGUGUCCGGCAAUCCCCUCCUGCACUUCGGCUAUCCGCUGGCCACUCCGCCGCCCAACUCUGCACUGCACAACGGCGGCAGCGGACAGACGGGAAACGGAGUGCCCAUGGUCUCCAUGGACGACGAUGAGCCCAAACUGAUCAUCGACGAGGACGAGAACGACAACGACGUGGAGGAGGUGGACGACUUCGAGGAGGACGACGAGGAGGAGGAGGAGGAUGAGCCGGAGGACGAGCCCGAGAUCAUUGCCGACGAGGAGCCACUGCCACGCGACGAGGAGGAGGACCAGCCGGAGGUCAAGAUGGAGGAACUGGAACUGCCGAAGCCACUCACAGAGCAACUGCCUCUCGAGGCGGCCCAGAAGACCGCUGAGACCAUCCUGGAGCAGGCCAUCAAGGCCGGCAAGCCCAUGACCACGCCCCCGCCUCCGGCGAAGGAGCAGCAACUGGAGCAGAUCGCUCCGCCCGCUCCCAGCACCCUGAAGACGAUGAUCGCCCAGGCGGAGUCCGUGGCCAAGUCCCUCAAGGAGGUGGCCAGUUCGCCGUUCAAGGACGAGUCGCAGGACCUGGUGCCGGUGGCCAAGCUGGUGGACAACGCCACCAGCCAGAACAUGAGCUUCAACAGCUACUUCCGGCCCAGCGACGUGGCCAACCACAUGGAGCAGAGCGACGAGGAGGGCCUAGUGGCCUCCGGCAGCGCCUCCGAGAGCAACAACAGCGGCACCGAGGACGUCACCAGCAGCUCCUCCAGCAGCGAGCCGAAGAAGAAGUCCGCCUACAGCCUGGCCCCCAACAGGGUCUCCUGCCCGUACUGCCAGCGCAUGUUCCCGUGGAGCAGCUCCCUGCGCCGCCACAUCCUCACCCACACCGGCCAGAAGCCCUUCAAGUGCUCCCACUGCCCCCUGCUCUUCACCACCAAGAGCAACUGCGACCGCCACCUGCUGCGCAAGCACGGCAACGUCGAGUCCGCCAUGUCCGUCUACGUGCCCACCGAGGACGUCAGCGAGCCGAUUCCCGUGCCCAAGUCCGUCGAGGAGAUCGAGCUGGAGGAGCAGCGCCGUCGCCAGGAGGCGGAGCGCGAGCGUGAACGCGAACUGGAGCGUGCCCGGGAGCGGGAGCUGGAGCGGGAGCGCGAACUGGAGCUGGAGCGCGAGCGGGAGCUGGCCGAGAAGGAGAAGGAGCGCGAACGCCAGCAGCUCAUCCAGAAGUUGGCUGCCCAGAUGGCCGCAGCCGCCGCCGUGGCUGCCACUGUCCCCGGCACCCCGGGAGUCGUCACGCCCGGCGGACUAGAUGCUCAAGCUGGCGGAGAUCUGCCCUACAAGUGCCACUUGUGCGAGGGCUCCUUCGCCGACCGGCUGCAGUGCCUCGAGCACAUCAAGCAGGCCCAUGCCCACGAGUUCGCCCUGCUCCUCGCCAAGGGCGCCAUCGAGAACGAGCCCGUGCUGGGCGAGUCGGCUUCGGGGAACCCCAACCAGCCCCCACCAGCCAGCCAGCAGCCCCACUCCGACGAUGAGGCCACCAACGGCGUGGUCGGUGGAGCCGGAGGCCGUGGCAAGUACCCGGACUACAGCAACCGGAAGGUGAUCUGCGCCUUCUGCGUGCGCCGCUUCUGGUCCACCGAGGACCUGCGCCGCCACAUGCGCACCCACUCCGGAGAGCGCCCUUUCCAGUGCGAGACCUGCCUCCGGAAGUUCACCCUCAAGCACAGCAUGCUCCGGCACAUGAAGAAGCACAGUGGACGUGCCCAUAACGGCGAUGCCCCCGGCUCUGACUGCUCCGAUGAUGAGCAGGUGAGCAGCAGCCCACCUGGCACUCCGGCUCCGCCCACAUCCACCACCGCCAACAACAACAACAGCUGCCACACCAACAACAACAACAACAACACGGUGAGCGGCAAGUUGGGCCUGAAGCUGCCGAAGCUGCACGAGCUGCUGGACAAGGCGACGGAGUGGCGGGCCAGCCGGCUGGCGGGGGAGCACAAGGAGAACCUGGGCGAGGCGACGGCCCCCUCGGGCUCCAGCACGGAUCUGAUCGGGAAUCUGUUGGGGAUCAGCGACCAGGGCAUCCUCAACAAGCUGCUCUCCUCGGCCGACGAGGCGGCCAAGCUCCUCGGGGUGGACAACAAAUAGAUCUUGAAAGCCAUAAGAUACUGCUGGGAGAACCACAUAUUUCUUAAAAAACAGAAAUUAAUAUUUAAAUUUAAAAAAAGGGUAGAAGAGAGUAGAAGAAGCAGCCUUACGUAUACCAAAGCUUAAAUAGUUUUCAGUAAAUUAUAGUACUUAAAAAACAACUUAAAAAACUUAAAAAAUAACUCAAAAAAAGAGACCCAUUCGCAAACACUCCCCUCAUAUUUUUUUUGAAACUUAUUCUAACGGUUUAACCAUCAAAUCAAAAAACAUUUAAAAACACCAUUUUUUUUUUUUGAAGCAACCAUUUUUUUUCCUAGCCGUAGGUUAAUUUUAAAUAUAAAUUUUUAAACUUAAGAACUUAAGUAGCAGCAAUCGAAAAACAACGAACAUUUUUCAUGACAACAAACAAGACUUUCACAAACACACAAAAAAAACACAAGAAACAUAAAUUAAAAAUUAAAAAUUACACAAAAAUAUUAUAAAAAAAUAUGUACAUUGAAAGAGGCCUUGAGAAACCGCAGCGUGGCUUAAAUAUAUUCAUUAAGAAACAAAGAUAAACUAUAAACAAUAUAAACUAAAAACAAACAAAAUUGUAAGUCAAAUUAUCCGAUAAGACUCUAGUUUUAGGCGCAUGUUUUUUUUUAAGGAUCUUAUUUAAAGAAACUCAUUCAUUGCUGUAGCCUACACACUAAAUAUUACUAAAUAUUAGCUAUUAAAUACACGGAAAGCAUGAUUCUUAUAUUAAUUA